CUCAAAAUGAAAAAAGGAGCAAAGAAGUGAAAUUUGAGGAGAGGAAUUCCAGCCAGGAGUGGAUUCGGGUGUAGAUGGAUAACAGUGGGAUUGUUCGUUCUUUCUGAGUCUCAGCCUGCCUGACUGCCGAUCUGCACCGCCAGCAUGCCAGUUCUGGACCGGGAGCCCUCCAAAGAUUUAGGGGGCGGUGAUGGUCUCCCUAAGCUGCCGCUCCCGGCCCUGGAGGACACCCUGGACAUGUACCUGAGGUGUAUGAAGCACCUGCUCACUGAAGAACAGUUCAACAAGACCCAAAAUGUGGUGAAGCAGUUUGGAGCCCCAGGAGGGGUGGGGAAGCUACUGCAGAGCAAACUGGAGGAGAGGAGGGAGAACAAAGCCAACUGGGUGUACGACUACUGGCUGAAUGACAUGUACCUGAACAACAGACUGGCUCUUCCCGUCAACUCCAGUCCUGCAAUGGUCUUCCCGCAGCAGAACUUCAGAGCUCCCAUCGACUCCUUACGGUUUGCUGCACACUUAAUUUCAGGAGUUCUGGAGUACAAGACUCUUCUUGAUUCACGGUCCCUCCCGGUGGACUACGCCCGGGGCCAGCUGGCCGGGACCCCUCUGUGCAUGGAGCAGUACUAUCGCCUCUUCACUUCCUAUCGCCUACCGGGGCCCGAGAGGGACACGCUCGUGGCUCAGGAGAGCAGCGUGAUGCCAGAACCUGAGCACAUCAUUGUGGCUUGUAAAAACCAGUUCUUCGUGCUGGACGUGGUGAUCAACUUCCGCCGCCUGAACGAAAGGGACCUGCUGACUCAGCUUGAGAAGAUCGCCAGGAUGGCUGACAGCGACGAGGAACAGCUCCCCCCCAUCGGCAUCCUCACAUCAGACGGGCGGACUGAGUGGGCCGAGUCCCGUAGCGUGCUGAUGAGAGAGUCGACUAACAGGGACUCUCUGGACAUGAUCGAGCGCUGUAUGUGUCUGGUCUGUCUCGAUGACGCCACUGGGCCCGAGCUGAGCGACACCACACGGGCCAUGUUGAUGCUGCACGGCGGAGGAUUGGCCAAGAACGGGGGCAAUCGCUGGUACGACAAGCCCAUGCAGUUCGUCGUAGGAGCUGACGGCUGCUGUGGAGUCGUGUGUGAACACUCAGCGUUUGAAGGAAUUGUCCUCGUGCAGUGCACAGAGUAUCUACUCAAGUACAUGAGUGGCAGCCCGUCGAAGCUGGUCAGGGCUGCCAGUGUGAGCGAGCUGCCCGCUCCACGCAGACUCCGCUGGAAAUGCACUCCAGAGAUCCACAAACUCCUCGCCUCCUCUGCUGACAAACUACAGAGGCUGGUGAAGGAUCUGGACAUGGACGUCCACAAGUUCUACGACUACGGGAAAGAGUUCAUCAAGAAGCAGAAAAUGAGUCCUGACGCCUACAUCCAGGUUGCCCUUCAGCUGGCCUACUACCGAUGUCAUGGCAGACCUGUGUCCACCUACGAGAGCGCGUCGAUACGGCGUUUUCGGGAAGGCAGAGUGGACAACAUCCGCUCAGCCACGCCAGAAGCUCUGGCCUUUGUCAAAGCCAUGACUGAUGGAGGACGGAGCACAGGCGAAACAGAAAAGAUGGAGAUGUUACGAGGUGCCAUAAAUGCGCAGACAAAGUACACUAUUCUGGCUAUAACAGGGAUGGCGAUAGACAAUCACUUACUGGGACUACGUGAAAUUGCUCGGGAGCUGAAGAUGGAGAAGCCGGAAAUAUUCAAAGAUGAAGCCCAUCUCAUCAGUAAUCAGUUCAUUCUCUCAACGAGUCAGGUUCCUACCACUGUGGAGAUGUUCUGCUGCUACGGACCCGUGCUUCCCAACGGAUACGGAGCGUGUUACAACCCUCAGUCAGACCACAUUAUCUUCUGCGUGUCCAGUUUCCACGAGAGCUCGGAGACGCGGUCAGCAGAGUUUGUCAAGUGUCUGGCGCAGGGGCUCCUGGACAUGAGGGAUCUGUGCAAUAAGUGUAACUCCAGUGUCAAAGUGGAAAGACAGGGCCGGACGCUGGAGACGCACACGCAGACAGACACAAACUGGCAAAACAAAACACAGCAGAGAGCGGCCGACCUGACCAAGAAUCAGCCAGCGCCGCCACAGGUUCUGGUGAAGACCCCAGACCAGACGACAGUGGAGGCUCAAACCCAGACUUCAUCGCACGGGGAGGCACAGGCUUUGAAGAACGGGAGUAAAUCAUAA
This is a messenger RNA of Acanthopagrus latus (yellowfin seabream), 2208 nucleotides long. RefSeq names its product choline O-acetyltransferase a (gene chata). NCBI's taxonomy places the organism in Eukaryota, Metazoa, Chordata, Actinopteri, Spariformes, Sparidae. Gene Ontology annotation, molecular function: choline O-acetyltransferase activity. The record is from RefSeq and is a predicted model, not a curated record. Gene Ontology annotation, biological process: acetylcholine biosynthetic process; neuromuscular synaptic transmission. Gene Ontology annotation, cellular component: cytoplasm; neuron projection. Bases 145 to 2208 code for a protein of 687 amino acids. The transcript is spliced from 15 exons.